Messenger RNA from Scleropages formosus (Asian bonytongue), 2451 nucleotides. RefSeq names its product calcitonin receptor-like a (gene calcrla). The transcript is spliced from 13 exons. Gene Ontology annotation, biological process: adenylate cyclase-activating G protein-coupled receptor signaling pathway; angiogenesis; cell surface receptor signaling pathway. NCBI's taxonomy places the organism in Eukaryota, Metazoa, Chordata, Actinopteri, Osteoglossiformes, Osteoglossidae. The record is from RefSeq and is a predicted model, not a curated record. Gene Ontology annotation, molecular function: calcitonin gene-related peptide receptor activity; calcitonin receptor activity; adrenomedullin receptor activity. The coding region runs from base 207 to 1616 and encodes 469 amino acids. Gene Ontology annotation, cellular component: plasma membrane.
GCGAGCGUUUGCAGAGUGACAGCGGCUCGAGCCCCGCUCACAGCGCGCGCGCGACGUCUCGGAUCGCAUCGGCUCGCUCCUCCGCUGAGGCUUCGCGCAAACCGCGGGAAAAGCGCACGGAGGCUGCGGUGGAGUUCGCGCGCGAGCGGACGCUCCUUCUGCAGUUUCACAACAGAGUUCUUAGUUGUGACGACUGAGACGCAAAGAUGAACGGACGCCAGACUACCUCCCUUCUGCUCCUAUGCUUUGUGUCCAAGCUUUUUGUUGCCGCCAGCCCAGAUGUGAAUGAAACAGAGGAGCAAAAGCCGCAGAAUGUGUACCAUGACAUCGGAGUCACCAGGAACAAGAUAGUCACUGCACAGUUUGAGUGCUAUCAGAAAAUCAUGAAAGAUACUGAUCAAAAACGAAAAGGCCUCACCUGCAACAGGACCUGGGAUGGCUGGCUUUGUUGGGAAGACACUAAGGCUGGGGUCACCGCCGAGCAGCACUGCCCUGACUACUUCCAGGACUUUGACCCUAAUGAAAAAGUGACAAAGAUUUGCACUACCAACGGACACUGGUUUUUACAUCCGGAGAGCAACAGAACAUGGACAAAUUUCACCAGGUGUAAUGAACAUACAAAUGAAGGAAGAAUGACGGCAAUGAAUUUGCUCUACUUGGCCCUAAUCGGUCAUGGCUUGUCCUUGACUGCCUUGUUAAUCUCACUGGGAAUAUUUUUCCAUUUCAAGAGUUUAAGCUGCCAAAGGAUCACUCUGCACAAAAACCUUUUUUUUUCCUUUGUUUUGAACUCGGUCGUCACUAUCAUUUUCCUGACAGUUGUGGCCAACAACCAAGAGCUGGUGCAGCAGAACCCUACCAACUGUAAAGUGCUACAGUUUAUCCAUCUGUACCUCUUUGGCUGUAACUACUUCUGGAUGCUGUGUGAAGGAAUCUAUCUGCACACGCUCAUUGUUGUAGCUGUUUUUGCGGAAAAGCAGCACUUGAUGUGGUAUUAUCUCCUUGGAUGGGGAUUUCCAAUGAUUCCAGCCUGCAUACAUGCAAUAGCCCGCCAUUAUUACCAUAACGAUAAUUGCUGGAUCAGUUCUAAUACUUCUUUGCUGUACAUUAUCCAUGGUCCCAUCUGUGCUGCACUGGUGGUGAAUCUGUUUUUCCUGCUGAAUAUUGUACGUGUGCUCAUUACUAAGCUAAAGGUGACCCACCAGGCCGAGUCAAGCUUGUAUAUGAAGGCAGUCCGAGCUACUCUCAUUCUGGUUCCCCUUUUGGGGAUACAGUAUGUCCUCUUACCCGUUAAACCUCGUGGUCGGAUUGCCUCGGAAGUGUAUGAUUACGUCAUGCACAUAAUAAUGCACUAUCAGGGGCUUCUGGUGGCGACAAUUUUCUGCUUUUUCAAUGGAGAGGUGCAAGGGGUCUUAAGAAGACACUGGAAUCAGUAUCGCAUACAGUUCGGCAGCAGCUUUGCUCACUCGGACACGCUGAGGUCAGCCUCCUACACAGCCUCAUCUAUUACUGAGGUGCAGGGGUGCUACAGCAUUGAUGGCCAGAUGGAACACUUGAAUGGCAAAGGCUGCCACGACACUGAGACCAGCAUGCUUAAAUCCGACAGUCUCUUUUCUUGAACCUGCAUGACGUCAUCUGCUUAUCACAGCAGCUUCAACUGUGCAAGACUUGGAGUUUCUACGGACUCCACAAGGUCAACCUGAAACCCCCUGCCUAUCCAGCCUUCAUUACUGAUCACGUACACGAAGGCUUUCAUUUUUUGUAAUAUUUACAAUAUUAAUAUAAUAUGCAGUCUGUAGCUUGGAGAGAACAACCCACGACUAGAGGCUGCAUUACCACUUUCCAGGUGUGAAUAUACAGUACUUAUCUUAAGGCAAGGCACAGUACUACAUUGUCCCGAGGCUUUCGAAAGAUAAAUGGCUGAAGUUAAGCUCUGUCUAAAAUUCUUUUUUUACUUAGUUGCCAAAACCAGUGUUAUUGUUAAGAGCUGUCACCAAACCGCAGACCUGUGGCCUUGUUGCUUUAUCAAGAACAACCAAAACAAACUAAAGGUUAAUCAAGGACUAGGAGAGGGCAAACAAGAGCAAGCUGGAGAACUAGACCAGUGCUGUGAGACCUGGGCAUCUACUAAGAAGAUGAAGUUAUCCGAGUAUUACUACUUCUGGACUCCCACAUAGUUUUUACAGACUAUGUUAGAGUCAACAAAUAAGUUAUUACAAUCUUUAUCAAAAGAUUCAUUGAAACUGUGGUUAUAUAAUUGUGGCCAUCUGUGGUGCUGAGGUGGAUGCAUGGACAGGACAAGGUCUAAGGGCAGCAGGUUUUCACCCAAACCAAGAUUUGUUCACUAAAACCAGUGAAAUAAUGAGGGUUUGGGCCCUUUUAGUCAGUACUCAGAAAAUUAUUAACUCAGGCAUUAAAAAAAAAAAAAAAAAACAGAAUCUGGUCAUCAAAAUA